Messenger RNA from Gymnogyps californianus (California condor), 1703 nucleotides. It is a transcript of the gene SLC22A16, whose product is annotated as solute carrier family 22 member 16. Gene Ontology annotation, cellular component: membrane. The record is from RefSeq and is a predicted model, not a curated record. The transcript has 7 exons. Lineage: Eukaryota; Metazoa; Chordata; Aves; Accipitriformes; Cathartidae. Gene Ontology annotation, biological process: transmembrane transport. The coding region runs from base 37 to 1692 and encodes 551 amino acids.
CAAGCAUGUGUUUAUUUUGCAUCUGUCUUUCAAGCUAUGUCAUGUGGUAUCCAUUACUUAGCAUCUGUGUUCAUGGCUGUUACUCCUAACUUUGUAUGUGGGAUCCCUGGAAAUGUGAGUAGUGUUCUUUUCUACAACUCCUCUGAAUCAAGUAUAGAGGACAUCUGGACACUAUGGACAUCAACAGAAAAUUACAUUGUAGUCCAGCUGGAAAAUGGAGAAAUUUGGGAACUUAAUCAAUGCAGCAGGUCCAAACGAGAAGUCAGUUUGGAUCUGGCAUAUGAAUACAAAGGCAACAAGUCCAUAUUUUCUUGUUCUGAUGGAUUUCUCUAUGAUGAUGCAAAGUGGAAGAGCACUGUUGUUACGCAGUGGGAUCUGGUCUGUGACCGAGAAUGGCUUGCAAAAUUAAUCCAGCCUACGUUCAUGAUUGGAGUCUUGAUUGGAGCAGUAAUUUUUGGUGACAUUGCUGACAGACUGGGAAGACAGCGUGUUAUAUGGUUCACAAGUGCUGGUCAGUUUGUAUUUGGCAUCGCAGUGGCCUUCACGUUUGACUACUACAGUUUCGUGAUUGUGCGCUUUCUCCUUGCUAUGGUUUCAAGUGGCUAUCUGGUUGUGGCUUUUGUUUAUGUGACUGAAUUUGUUGGCAUUAAAGCACGAACCUGGGCUUCUAUGCAUGUCCAUGCUUUUUUUGCUAUGGGAAUUAUGGUUGUGGCACUCGUGGGAUUUUUGGUUCGGACCUGGUGGGUCUAUCAGAUAUUUCUCUCCAUAGCGACUCUUCCCUUUGUCUUGUGCUGCUGGAUGCUCCCAGAAACACCUUUUUGGCUCCUGUCAGAGGAAAGAUACGAAGAUGCGCAAAAAGUAAUUAAUAUAAUGGCAAGAUGGAAUAAAGUAAGCACUCCCUGCAAAGUUUCUGAACUGUGCUCAGUCCAACAAGAUGAUCUAGUCAGUGGCAGAACGGGUGACAAUGACACGUCUUCAACAAAGAAGCACAACAUCUUAGACCUGUUUUGUAACUGGCACAUUGCAAGAAGGACCAUCACAGUCUGGCUGAUCUGGUUCACUGGGAGCUUAGGGUACUACGUCUUCUCCCUCAGUUCUGUCAGUCUAGGAGGCAAUGAAUAUUUAAAUCUGUUUCUCAUAGGUGCUGUGGAGUUGCCUUGCUAUAUCAUUGCUUGCAUUGGGAUGGACAGACUGGGAAGGAGAAACACACUCAUUCCGUUCCUUAUUUUAAGUGCACUGAUCUGUGUUUUAAUUAUGUUCCUACCUCAGGAUUUCAAUAUAUUAAUUAUCUUAGCAAAUAUGGCUGGAAAAUUUUCAAUAGGUGUGGCAUUUGGCCUCAUAUAUCUCUACACAGCAGAACUGUACCCAACAAUUGUAAGAUCACUUGCUGUUGGAAGUGGAAGCAUGAUGUGCCGUGUAGGAAGUGUGGUCGCUCCUUUCUGUGUAUAUCUGAGAAGUGUUUGGAUUUUCAUGCCACUUUUGCUUGUUGGAAUCAUGGCUCUUCUGAGUGGAAUACUAACAAUAAUGCUUCCAGAAACACUGGGAAAACCAUUGACUAAUACUUUGGUGGAAGCUACAGAAAUUGGAAGAAACAAGAAAAGCUGUUCAGGAAAGACUCCUCCAGCGCACAGUGGUGCAGCAUUAGAAAAGAUAGAGAUGUUUGGUCAAGAAACAGUCAGCACUGAGAAAUAAAGCAACAGCAA